Molecule: messenger RNA, 1468 nt
Organism: Leptopilina heterotoma
Lineage: Eukaryota; Metazoa; Arthropoda; Insecta; Hymenoptera; Figitidae
Gene: Rpt3
Product: 26S proteasome regulatory subunit 6B
Exons: 5
Coding region: 125-1369 (414 amino acids)
Biological process (GO): proteasome-mediated ubiquitin-dependent protein catabolic process
Cellular component (GO): proteasome regulatory particle, base subcomplex
Molecular function (GO): ATP binding; ATP hydrolysis activity; proteasome-activating activity
Source: RefSeq, a predicted model, not a curated record
ACCUAUUUUAACCUGAGUGCAUUUGCGCUGACAGUCUGUCACAAAAGGAAUUCUUGCUCAAAAAGUUCGAGUCAUUCGUAAACCUCAAUUUUUUAGAGUAACAUUUUAAUAGUGAUAAUUAUUAAUGGAAGAAAUAGGAAUUAUUUUACCAGACAAGGACAUGUGUGAAAUCGAGUCCAAACCAGCAAUUGGUCAUUAUGCUGCUUUGGAAGAGUUGGAUAUUGAAGAUCUUUACACCAAGUACAAGAAACUACAGCGAAUGUUAGAAUUCCUGGAGGUGCAGGAAGAAUAUAUAAAAGAUGAGCAACGAAAUUUGAAAAAGGAAUAUCUACACGCUCAGGAAGAGGUGAAACGAAUUCAAAGUGUUCCAUUAGUAAUUGGACAAUUCUUGGAGGCUGUCGAUCAAAACACCGGAAUUGUUGGUUCGACAACUGGUUCAAAUUAUUAUGUUCGCAUUUUAUCAACAAUCGAUCGGGAAUUAUUGAAGCCAUCUGCCAGUGUUGCUCUCCACAAACACAGUAAUGCUUUAGUAGACGUUCUUCCUCCGGAGGCAGACUCCAGUAUUUCGAUGCUUCAAGCUGAUGAGAAGCCUGACAUUCAGUACAGUGACAUUGGAGGAAUGGAUAUGCAGAAACAAGAAAUUCGAGAAGCUGUUGAAUUGCCUCUUACACACUUUGAAUUAUAUAAGCAAAUUGGUAUCGAUCCCCCAAGAGGUGUAUUAAUGUAUGGACCACCAGGAUGUGGUAAAACUAUGCUCGCUAAAGCUGUUGCAAGACACACGACAGCUGCAUUUAUUCGCGUCGUGGGUUCGGAAUUCGUGCAGAAAUACUUAGGAGAAGGUCCUAGAAUGGUUAGAGAUGUCUUCCGUCUAGCGAAAGAAAAUUCACCAGCAAUCAUUUUUGUCGAUGAAAUUGAUGCAAUUGCAACGAAACGUUUCGAUGCCCAAACUGGAGCCGAUCGUGAGGUUCAACGUAUUCUUCUUGAAUUACUAAAUCAAAUGGAUGGUUUCGAUCAAACGACAAAUGUCAAAGUGGUCAUGGCCACAAACAGGGCCGACACAUUGGAUCCAGCGCUUUUACGUCCUGGUAGAUUGGACAGAAAAAUUGAAUUCCCACUGCCAGAUCGUAGACAGAAGCGUUUGAUAUUUUCAACGAUAACAACAAAAAUGAAUUUGAGUGAAGAGGUUGAUUUGGAGGAUUACGUUGCCCGACCGGACAGAAUUUCCGGCGCUGAUAUCAAUGCAAUUUGUCAAGAGGCCGGUAUGCAUGCAGUGAGGGAAAAUCGUUACAUUGUUCUCGCUAAAGAUUUCGAGAAGGGCUACAAGAAUAAUAUCAAGAAAGACGAGUCUGAACAUGAAUUCUAUAAAUAAAAAAUCAGCGUUAGAAAAUUGAACCCCAUUUUUUUCUGACUUACAUAUAUUUUAAGCUAUUGUAAUUGAUUUAUACAUUAAAUACUAAUUGAUUCACAA